Mercenaria mercenaria is the source of this 821-nucleotide messenger RNA. RefSeq names its product NOP protein chaperone 1-like. Gene Ontology annotation, biological process: box C/D snoRNP assembly. The transcript has 4 exons. Lineage: Eukaryota; Metazoa; Mollusca; Bivalvia; Venerida; Veneridae. Bases 76 to 615 code for a protein of 179 amino acids. The record is from RefSeq and is a predicted model, not a curated record. Gene Ontology annotation, molecular function: box C/D methylation guide snoRNP complex binding.
CUGUACCAAAGAUGUCUGCGCCCUGGAAAGUUUGUGCAUGCUUUUAGUUAUUAGCGAGAUUCACAGAUAAAGAUUAUGGAUGAUAAAACGUCGAAGAAUUCAAAAGUUUUGAUGGAUAUCAAUCCUGAUGCAAGAGAUACAAAACUGAUUGUAAACAAAGAUAUCAGGACAUUAGAAGACCUCAGAAAAAACUUUAAUCCAGUGCAGAGUUCAGUUCUGAGUCAGGUGAGAGAUUUCCUGCCAAAGUUAGCUACAGCGAAUGAAGACUUACAGAGAAGACUUGAAGCUGAUCCCGAUUAUUCUGCUGAUAUAGAACAGUUAGAUGAUGCAGAAGCUCCACAUAUAGAAAUGAAUUUAGCUUUGAUGGAAGCAGAGUACAGUAGUGAUGAUGACAGUGUGGACUCUGACACCUCGAGUGAUGAUUCCAGUGAUGAUAACAAUGAUGAUUCAAUGUGUGGAGAAGUGAAUGAGAACAAUAUUAAAAUGCCAAAAGAAGGGGUCAUAAACAAACAUGGUAAACAACUUAUACAGGUAGUGGAUAGAGACAAUGCUAGUGUUCCAGAAGGUUCUUUAAAUGAUCCGAUGAUAACACCUGACGAAGGAACAUAUACCUGAAAACUAGAUCAGCCAGUUUGUGAAUUCAUUCCAUGAAAAGACAAGAGAAGUAUGCCUGCUUUGCAGGAUGUAGUAUGACCCAUUGCUGGCAGUGGUAUAUUUGAAGGGUAGUUUGACAUUUUAUAUGUGACAUGAUAUCCAAGCCUGGCUAGCAUUGUACUGGAAUGUUUACACAUGUGUGUAUUCUUAAUGACUCUGUGGUAAAC